AUGUCUAGAUCCUUUUAUGUCGACUCUUUGAUUAUUAAGGACACCGUGCGACCCGCACCUCUAAACGAGCAUCCCGGACAAGACUUCUUCAUACCCAUCAACAUGCAUUCGCCCACCAUGAUGACGGUCAACGCGCCGGUGUGCCCAUCCAGGAAGACUGGAACUUUCUGCGUCUGCCCGGUUUGCGUCACGUCCCAUCUCCACUCUCCCCGCGGCGGCAUUUCGAUGCUGAAGAGUCAGUUCCCGGGAGCGGAGCCCCAAUAUUGUCAGAGGAUAUCACACCACCAACAGUCUCCGGCGCUGGGACACGCACCUGUCUGCACGCCUACGUACAGCGUCACUGACCCCAGGAGGUACCACUGUCUCUCCAUAGCCGCCUCUGAGAGCAAUCACAUCCAGAAUGGCAAAAGGAUGCGUACGGCUUUCACCAGCACGCAACUAUUGGAACUGGAGAGAGAGUUCUCCUCCAACAUGUAUCUAUCCCGGCUCAGAAGAAUCGAAAUUGCGACGUAUCUAAACCUCUCGGAGAAGCAGGUGAAAAUCUGGUUCCAGAACCGGAGGGUGAAACACAAGAAGGAGGGCAAGGGCACACAGAGGAGCGCGCACAGCGGUUGCAAGUGCGCAAGUGGUCACACGGACUACCCGAGGUCUGAGGACGAGGAAUCUUUAUCCCCUGCAUCAGCGUCAGAGGAGAAAGAGAUCUCCCCAAUCUGAGGCCAUCUCACACUAUACAUACUUCCAUUACACUACUGGCAUAGUCUACCCUUGUUCAACACGGAUUCAGCAAUACCAGACGACCUCAUGGCCAUGAUAUGCUACUUGCAGUCUGAGAAGAACUAUUGGGAAUAACUUUGGUUCCCUCUGGUUAAAUCGUGUAGGCCUAUUUGUCAUUCGUUUUAUGUUAACUGUCCAAUAUGAAAAAAUUGUGAAUACAUGUUUUAUUUGUUAAAACAUUUAGAAACAUAAAUGUAAUGUUAAAUCAUUCAGGGUUCAACCAACGUCAAAGUUGUACAUCCUCAGUAGUUGUCAUACAAUGCUUGGUAUCUUUCCUCUUCCAUGUGAUUAGAUAAAUAUCAUAUUUAUCCGAUGUGGCUAUGACAGCCGUUGAUCUAUUCUGUUUCACAUCUGAUUUAUCCACGUGAAUUUGUAUGUGCUUAGUAGACUAUUAUGUAAAUAAUAUGUAUAUUUGUAUUUAUUUUAAUAAAACUUU
Molecule: messenger RNA, 1210 nt
Organism: Oncorhynchus masou masou (cherry salmon)
Lineage: Eukaryota; Metazoa; Chordata; Actinopteri; Salmoniformes; Salmonidae
Product: GS homeobox 2-like
Exons: 2
Coding region: 1-714 (237 amino acids)
Biological process (GO): regulation of DNA-templated transcription
Cellular component (GO): nucleus
Molecular function (GO): sequence-specific double-stranded DNA binding; DNA-binding transcription factor activity, RNA polymerase II-specific
Source: RefSeq, a predicted model, not a curated record